AUGGUAACCAGUAUCAAGUGUUUCAUUGUGGCGUGUCUAAAAAUCGAUUACAAUACAUUUGUCGGCAGCUGUAUAUGGCUCAGUGCAUGUGUAGCAUUUCAACGUGGUCUAAUUGUAUGUUUCGAUAGUAGAGCACACGUUACUCGAUGGCGACUCUUUGUUACUCUGAUAGUUUUCUUUUCAAUUGCUAUUGCCUCGGCCACACCAGUGGUAAUGCACAAGUGUGGCUGGGAUAAUAUACCCGGGUUACAGACUGUAGGUGCUGUUUUCAUCUGUUUUUACAUUGCUACAGGACCUACAAUUUAUGCACUAGCAACUGUAUUGGUCUUAAUUAGUUUCCCACGUCGUAUACGUCGAUACGGGACAGAGAAUGGCUCAUUCAUACAAACAUUUCUUAAACUAUUAUAUUCACAUAUGUUCAUUUUUAUACCACCACUUGCCUAUGGUUUUAGUUAUGUUCCGUAUGCUAUUGCCGAAGGGGCGAGAGAUAGUUCUAAACAUUCGUAUUUUCAAUGUGGUAUUUCAACAGGAGAAUAUAUUAUCAAAGUUUUGGCAGAAAUCCUACAGAGUAUACCGACUGCUAUCACAUGGUUAAUCUUUAUAUAUCCAUCAACAGUUUAUAUGGCCGAAGUUUACAUGAACACAUGGUCAGGACAGCAUUUAGCUAAAAUUUUACUGCUCCUUAAGCGAAAUAAGGACAAAAAUAAUAUUUCUCAUACUUCUAGUACAAGCGUCGUGGCUGACGAAUUUGAUAAUAGAGAGUUACGCUUGGUAAAUUAA
This is a messenger RNA of Rotaria socialis, 780 nucleotides long. The record is from the annotation of a GenBank genome assembly. NCBI's taxonomy places the organism in Eukaryota, Metazoa, Rotifera, Eurotatoria, Philodinida, Philodinidae.